UCUGGUUAAAAAAUCGCAGCUGAUUGGACUGACAGGAUACAAUUGGUUGCCGUGUGAUUGGACAGCGAUACGUCUGUCAAGGCUUGAGUAUAGUUUGGUUGAAGUGUGGCGACUGUUGAUGUUCUGUCAUAAAUCGGAAAGCUAUCUGCUAGAACUAGAGCCAAGCAGCCUCAGGAUCAGCAGACUUAUUUUUUUUUUAUCACGGAGUAUGCAGUUCUUAGGGCGUCUCCUGGACACGGUGUCCUCUGUGUCCAACCUAUUCUCCAACCCAUACCGGGUGAGGGAUGUACCACUGUCAGAGUACAGUGGAGGGGGGCGGACGAGGCUGAAGGAGGAGGGCAGGAUCGUUUUGUACCGGAACCCCCCCAGUCAGUCGUGGGACUGCCUGCUGCUGUGUCCUGAGACACCUGCCACUGCCCUCAGAUUGUUCCAGGUGGCUUCAGAAGAAGACGCCAUGAACUGGUUCCCUCAGUAUGCCCUCAAACUCCGCCCCUUCUAUGAGAUGGUCCCAUCAUUCAAACCCGAGACCAUCCAGCCAAUAGUGGACUGCCUCCGCAGCCAUCCCGACUGGAGCUCCGCCCAUAUUGCAGUGGAUAAAGGAUUGAGGGACUGCUUGAAGCACAAUUAUGUCCUGAGCCAGAUCAAUGCUCGGGAUGGCCAGGGGCAGACGCCGCUCCACCUGGCCUGUGAGCAAGGGGAAGUGGGCUGCGUUCGCGAGCUUCUCGACGAGUGCCAGGCUCGCACCGACAUCAAAGACAAAAAUGGAGAUACGCCCAUGCACUGUGCUGCCAAGCAGGACACGGCAGCUGUCAUAGAGGUCCUGUGUUGUCGCCUGUGUGCCGGGGUGAACGACUUCAACCUGGCGGGGGAAACGCCGCUCCACGUGGCCUGCCGUCUGGGACGUGCGGAGGCGGUCAAGGCUUUGCUGGGAGGCGGGGGCAAGUGUGACGUUCUCGGAGGCAACUGUUACCCGAUCCAUGCGGCCAUGAAGUACAGCCAGAAAGGCUGUGCGGAGGCCAUUCUGACCGCUGACCCAGCUCAGCUCCAGGCAGAGGACCCCGUCUAUGGAGGCUCUCCACUCCACUGGUCCAAGACCUCUGAGAUGACUCGGAUGUUGCUGGAUAGAGGCUGCAAUGUGAACUACCUCAGUAAGACCGGGGAGAGCCCCCUCCACAUCAUGACCAAGAAGGACCGCUUUGAGGCGGCCAUGGUCCUACUCACACAUGGUGGGGAUCCCAACAUCCUCGGGCCAGACGGAAACACGGCCCUUCACCUCGCCAUGAAGCUGGAUCAUAUGGGCCUGAUCAAGGCUCUGAUAGUGUUUGGAGCUGAUGUGGAGAUCCACAACGCCCUGGGGGAGACACCCGGCCUCAUCGCCGCCCGCAGCAGCAAAGGCCCCAACAGAAAGAUUCUGCUCGACAUGCUGUGUAGUGUAGGAGCUGAACGCUGCCACCCCCCGGCACCAGAUCUGCUCUCCCCCAGCAGGAGAGCUGGGACUCCUGGCAUAGGAUUCGAGGACAUCAUGCACGUGUCGGCAUCCAUCGCGGCUAUGAGCGGGGGAAAAGGGGAAGUGGACGGGGUCAAACCAGGAGGCAGGAAGCUGGACAGGUUGCUGUGUCUGGACGGAGGAGGGAUCAAGGGUCUGGUUCUGAUUCAGAUGCUGAUCGCUGUGGAGCGAGAGGCUGGGCGCCCAGUGAGAGAGCUCUUUGAUUGGGUGGCGGGAACCAGCACUGGAGGAAUACUGGCCCUGGCUGUUAUACAUGGUAAGUCCAUGGAGUACCUGCGCUGCCUGUACUUCCGCAUGAAGGAGCAGGUGUUCAAGGGGUCGCGACCCUACGAGUCCGCCCCCCUGGAGGACUUCCUGAAGAAGGAGUUUGGGGAGAACACCAAGAUGAGUGAAGUCAGACACCCCAGGGUGAUGGUGACAAGUGUCCUUGCUGACCGCCAUCCAGGGGAGCUGCACAUCUUUAGGAACUACGACCCCCCGGCUCUCCAACGUGACCCGCCGUAUGCCUCCUCUGCCACCUUCAAGCCUCUCACCACCCCAGAGGAACAAUUAGUUUGGCGUGCCGCCCGCUCCAGUGGUGCCGCCCCCACCUACUUCCGGCCAAUGGGGCGCUUCCUGGACGGAGGGCUGCUGGCCAAUAACCCCACACUAGACGCCAUGACGGAGAUUCACCAUUAUAACAAGGCCCUGAAAGUACAGGGGAGAGGGGCGGAGGUGCAGAGGCUGAGGGUGGUGGUGUCUCUGGGCACGGGGAAGCCCCCCCAGGUGUCCGUCAGCUCCGUGGACGUGUUCCGGCCCUCCAACCCCCUGGAGCUGGCCAAGUCCUUCGUGGGAGCCAAGGAGCUGGGCAAGAUGCUGGUGGAUUGUUGCACAGACUCUGAUGGCUGUGCGGUGGACAGAGCCCGUUCCUGGUGUGAGAUGACUGACAUGAUCUACCACAGAUUCAGCCCUCAGCUGACGCAGGAGGUGAUGCUGGACGAGGUGAGCGACGCGGUGCUGGUGGACAUGCUCUGGGAGACGCAGAUGUACCUGUACGAGCAGCGGGCCCAGCUCCAGACACUCGCCCAGCAGCUGCUGAAGGCCUGAGCCUCACACACCGCACCACACCACACCACACCGCACCACACCACACCAGACCAGAUGCUGUGUGAUCAUACAGCCGAGAGAUGGAGGAGGAGAGGCAGAGCCUAGAGAGGAUAAUGAUGUAUGGGUUGUGUCUAUGUGUGUGUCCAAGUGAGAUGUAUCUGGUCUGCGGUAGGAGAAAGACUGACAGUGAUUUUCAGGGACAGGAUAUAUAUAUUGGCCUUUGUGUGUGUGUGUGUGUGUGUGUGUGUGUGUGUGUGUG
Molecule: messenger RNA, 2852 nt
Organism: Clupea harengus (Atlantic herring)
Lineage: Eukaryota; Metazoa; Chordata; Actinopteri; Clupeiformes; Clupeidae
Gene: pla2g6
Product: phospholipase A2, group VI (cytosolic, calcium-independent)
Biological process (GO): positive regulation of ceramide biosynthetic process; cardiolipin acyl-chain remodeling
Cellular component (GO): mitochondrion
Molecular function (GO): protein binding; long-chain fatty acyl-CoA hydrolase activity
Source: RefSeq, a predicted model, not a curated record